UUAAUUGUAUUACACCUGAAAAACAUUCCUCUUCAUUAGUUAAUAAACCUAUUGAUGAUAUAGAACAUAUAAUUUCAUCUCCUGUUGGGACUUGGACGGUUGAAAAAAAUGAGGAUACACAAUUAUUAUAUAAAACAAGUUCUGAUCGAAAUAGUAUCAAAGUUAAAAAAGUAUUAUUUUGUGAUCAAAAUAUUGAAAACACAGGAUCAUCUGGUAUUACAGCUAAUAUUUUAAAACUGCCUCAAGAUACUACAAUUUUACAAAACCAGCCAAAUAUAUCUAAUGAUUUUCAACGGUUUAUUACUAACACUUUGGUAAAUAUAAAAUAUGACAUUGGCAGCAUUUUAAGUAUUGUACAAUCAAACAGUAUUAAUAUUAAUACAUUGAUGGCUAAUAAAAAUACAUCAGCCAAAAAUAUCAUAAAUCUUGACAACAUAUUUCCUAUUAAAAAUCAUGAUGAAUUAGGGUCAUUGGAAAUAAAAAUUAAGACUGAUGAAAACUUUAAAAAUACAUUGGUUACUCAAUUAUCAGUGUUAAUAGAUGUUAAUGAUCUUGGAAAUAGUGUUCGAAGAAUUGUUUCAAGAAUGUUAAGUGAUGUUUUGCUAUCUAAUUAUUCGUUACAUGGAUUUAAGUCUAAGCUAUGUUUUUCAGGCUUAAAUACCUAUCGUGUUAUUAUAGAUGCUAUACGAGUUAACGUCAAGUACAGUGUUGUUCCUGAAAAAGAAAUAGAUAACUCAUUAGGAAUUUGGCUAUCCCAUGCUCCAUUCCGCAUUAAAAAAGUAUCCCAAAAACAAGAAAAACUCUCAAGAAGCCUUUUAUGAAGUUAAUAUAUUUAAAAGAUUAUGUUAUCAUUAUUAUUAUAUUAUUUACAUUUUUUUAAAUUCUUAGAUUUGUAUCUUACAAGUUUGCAGUUUUUAUUAUUUAAUAUUUACUAUUUUAAUGAAGUUAAUAUUGGGUAUAUAUUAUACUACU
Molecule: messenger RNA, 972 nt
Organism: Myzus persicae (green peach aphid)
Lineage: Eukaryota; Metazoa; Arthropoda; Insecta; Hemiptera; Aphididae
Exons: 5
Coding region: 387-821 (144 amino acids)
Source: RefSeq, a predicted model, not a curated record